This is a messenger RNA of Dothidotthia symphoricarpi CBS 119687, 2424 nucleotides long. RefSeq lists its product as uncharacterized. Gene Ontology annotation, biological process: L-serine biosynthetic process; dephosphorylation. Lineage: Eukaryota; Fungi; Ascomycota; Dothideomycetes; Pleosporales; Dothidotthiaceae. Gene Ontology annotation, cellular component: cytoplasm. Gene Ontology annotation, molecular function: magnesium ion binding. The record is from RefSeq and is a predicted model, not a curated record. Bases 336 to 2324 code for a protein of 662 amino acids. The transcript has a single exon.
AGAGCCGUGCUCAGUAUUUUGCAUUGCACGAUAAUUCUGAAGAAAACGCAGUCUGGAUGGCUGGAACCACAAGGCCCAUGUUGCUAUUUGCUGCAAAGCACAUGGGAGCACGAGCAGGUAGGUGUUGCAUCGCCAUGUUUCCAGACAGAUCAUAUGAUUGCGCGUAUACACAACCAGUCCAACAAAUUCUUUGUCCGUGAGAGUUGGAGUAGCAAACUAUCCAAGACACGUCAGUGUAUAUGAGAAAGCGUGAGGAUGGGCUUAAGAAAGGUAUCAGUCUCCGGACAGCCAGCUUAGCUCAAAUCUUUCAAGUUCGUUCUAGCUUUUUCCAAAAGAUGUCGAGUUCUCAAGCGAAACCAACAAUCAUUGGUCUGUACGGUAUCUCUGGAGCAGGGAAGUCGUACCACUUGGACCUACUCAAGACCACGACCACACUUGCCAAAGAAGGCUUCAUCUUCUACGAUGGCUCUGCACUCAUUGCCAGCGUGGUUCCCGCUGGGUUGGACGCAUUCAAAGGUCUUUCUCACGAUGAUCAGACCUUGUACCGCAAACAAGCACUCGAGCAACUCAAGGUUGAAUGCACCGAACACCAGAAGACAGCUGUCGUCUCCGGACACUACAUAUUUUGGGAUGAUGAGACCAGAGAAGGUGAGAGGGUAGGUAUCGAAGAGGACUGGGAGACCUACACGCACAUCAUAUAUCUCAACGCAGAUGCCGGAGUCGUAGCCGAACGAAGGAAGAAGGACUCAAGGUGGCGCCGCAAGACUUCCGUUGCGCAUCUGGGGAAGUGGCGGGACACUGAGAGGGCUGAGUUGCGGGAUAUUUGCCUGGAGAAGAAGAUAUUGUUCACUACUGUGUUCGACGACGCACCGCCCAAGGAAACCCGUACCGCAGACAAGCUCGAGAUGAUACUGCGAGACUUCCAGCAGCACAGCGAGGAACACAACAUUUCGAUCAUUGAGAAAGCUAUCGAUGCUACUACUGCCGGGCAAGACAAGCUGGAGACCAUGCUGGUGCUGGACGCUGAUAGGACACUGGCUCCGCAUGAUACCGGUGCGAUGUUUUGGGAAGCUGACAUAUGGGGGAUCAGCACCAAAGAUCCACUGAAGACACUUUUCAAAAGGCAGGGCUACUCAUACGCGUCGUUCCGCCAGGCGAGUCUACUCUACGAAGAAGCAGCGGACGGCUUUGAUGUCAGAUGCAACAGGCUCGCGGAGCAUGUCAAGAUGUAUACAGACAUGAUUGCUCUUCUCAAAGACGUAGAGAUGAAUCCGCACAUCGGCGCUGUUGUCGUAACCUGUGGUCUCCGUCGCGUCUGGGAGGAGGUCCUCGCGACAAACAAGUUGUCUCACAUCAAAGUCAUUGGCGGAGGGCGUCUCGCAGACGAAUACGUGAUCACAGGGUCAAUCAAGGGUCAUAUUAUCGACAAGCUCCAUGAAAAGAAGCUCCGUGUCCUCGCUUUCGGAGACAGUCCACUCGACUUGGAGAUGCUGCAGAAGGCCGAUGACGCAUACGUUGUGGUCGGCGACAGGGAGACCAGAAGUAGGACGAUGGACGCAGAGCUUUCCAAAGCAAUCGAGAACGGCCUACGUGCGCAGCAGAUCGUCUUCUCCCACAAAGUUGACCCCCGGCUAGAUGUGGAGUCACUCCCAAAACUGGAGCUAGGAGCUGAAGAGCUGAAGUUUAUCUUCAAGCGGCAGGAGAAUUUCGUGCACGCCACCCUCAAGAACGCAACAAAGCUUCUGAUGACGCCCACGCGAGAUGCCGCCAAUCGAGGACAUGAUCUCAGAAAGGCCCACGAAAACGUCGGCUACUACCUAGCUACCGAGUUUCUGAGCGAGAUCAUCGGCAUCGAGACAUAUCCCGUCAAACACGUCCAAGGCUUCCCUACAGAUGGCUAUCGCUUCCGACAUGAGAAGCAUACACUGAUCGUCCCGCUCAUGCGCGGUGGCGAACCCAUGGCCUUCGGCGUCAGCAAGGCCCUCAAAACAGCAGGUUUCGCACACGCAAAGCACUUCAGCGACAUUGAUGCUGGAAACUUGAAGGGCAAACGUGCCAUCAUCCUCGUCGACUCGGUCAUCAACACAGGUGGGUCAAUCGUCGAGUUCAUGGAGCCUUUGAGGGAGAAGUAUCCGGGCGUGCAGGUCAUUGUUGUUGCCGGUGUUGUCCAGGCCGACGCUACCAAGGUAGGUAAAUUCGCGGCCAUGUUGAAAAGCGACAAGAAUCUGUAUGUUGUCGCAUUGCGCGAGUCCGACAACAAGUACAAGGGUCGGGGCGGAACCGAUACGGGGCAUCGGCUGUUCAACACGACGAACCUGGACUGAGGUAGGUAGACGUUGGUGGAUGAGUGGGAGAGUGAAACUGGGUAUGCGAGGGCUCGGAGUAGAAAUAGACCAUACCACAUAGUUGUAGAGAAUGACAACG